This is a messenger RNA of Oryctolagus cuniculus (rabbit), 9228 nucleotides long. It is a transcript of the gene TACC2, whose product is annotated as transforming acidic coiled-coil containing protein 2. Lineage: Eukaryota; Metazoa; Chordata; Mammalia; Lagomorpha; Leporidae. The record is from RefSeq and is a predicted model, not a curated record. Gene Ontology annotation, biological process: nuclear migration; cerebral cortex development; mitotic spindle organization. Gene Ontology annotation, cellular component: cytoplasm.
CCGGUGCGAGGGUGGAGACAGGCUGUUUGCUGGGCUGGCUGAGGUCGGUCAGCACUCAGUACAGACCUCGCAGGCUUCUGAAUGGAGGAGGAGAAAGUCCAGUUGGUGGAAGGCAGACUUUCCGUGGACUCCCAGCCUCCAACGUCAGGACCAGCCCCGAACUCGCCUCCGACAAAAUCCCGAGGGCCGUGGGGCACCCCGAAUCACCAUGGGCAAUGAGAACAGCACCAGCGACAACCAGCAGGAGGAAGCCGGCUCACAUAGCGUCAUCCUGUGGCCUCCAAACCCCGAGCCUCUACAGAGAACUUCAUCAGCUCAGAGCCCAGGAUCUCUUCAGCCACCCGGGAGCAGUCAGGAUACACAGAGGAAGCAGGUGGACGCGCCCAGAAGCCCUGGCCACAAGGACUCGUGCAGCACUGGGCGCGGAGGCUCCUGCUCCACUUCUGAGAGUGCCGCCGGCCCGGAUCCCUGCAUCGCGUCCCCAGAGGUGACCGAGCCGAGGAAGCGCCCACAGGAAGCCAAGGGGCUGGAAGGUUCUGCGCUGCCCAGCCCGCCGCUGCCCUGGGAGCAGGAGCGGCCCGCUAUGCCGUUCGCCGAGUGCACCCCGGAAGGUUGCUCUGCCAGGCCAGCAGCAGCACCUGAAGAUGGUCCCCUCGCUCAGCUCCCCAGGAGGGGACCGUCCCCGAGUGCCCCAGGGGAUGCUGGGACAGCCUUGGCCCUGGAAGGGGACAGCCCUGCUCCGCACAUCGUGGCUGCCAUCGUCCCCAGCGCUGGGAGAGAGAGUGAGCUGGAGGAUGUAGAGGGACAGAAGACCUCUUCCUCCAGCUGUGCUGAGCGGUCGUCUAGAAAUCCCCCAGUGCCUCCCGGAGAGCCGGUGAAGGGCCAGCUGUGUGCAGAGGGGGACCGGCCUGCAGGCUCACAGGGUGCAGAGUUCAGUCAGGGCGUGGCACCUGCUGCAGCCCAGCCAGGCGAGGAGUGCCCGGCCAGCCGGGAGGAGUCGCCCCUCAAACCAGAGGCCCUGCCCCCGGAGCGCUCGGCCAGCCGGGAGGAGUCGCCCCUCAAACCAGAGGCCCUGCCCCCACCACGUCCCUCCCAAAGAGCCUCAGACGGAGACAAAUGCCAAGUGCAGGACUCACCUUGGGGUCCAGCUGAUAGCUUGGAGUUCCUCGAGAGGGGCCACCCCUUUCAGAGUAAUUCAGGGGCUUCCCGAGAAGCCGAAGGGGAGGCCGUGCUCCAGGGAGGCUGCCAGCAGCCACCCAGGGACCACUUGCCACACACAGAGCUGCCCAGGGACAUGCCGAGCCCUGCCCCGGCAGCAGGGGCCGGUGGCUCUUGGACGGAAACUCUGGACACUAGCACGGCUCAAGGUGAUUUGCGGACCGGGACAGGGGGACUUGAGCCAGAGGAAGCUGUCCCUGUGGCCGCAGGAGGCCAGCCUGCAGGAGGGGUGCUGAGCGUGGAGUCCUCCCUGCCAGGGGGAGUGCAUUCAGCUUCAAGCCUCGCUUCCCUGCCGGCUGCCGCGGGAGCAUCCAGCAGGUUGGCCAGCGAGCCCGUUUCCGGAGCCGAGCUGCCGGUUUCUACAGAUCCAGCCGAAGAGUUGGUGGACGCAGGGUUGGCAGGAUCGGAGAAGCAAGCAUCCGAUCCAGGAAAUGAGCAAGGGCAUCCAGAAGGGAGCCUUGGGGACGUGCCUGUCCCAUCCCUCCAGGAGAAGGGGGAGUGCUCCACCAGGGAGCAAAGGCACACAGUCCCAGCAGGGGGGCCGCCCCCGCCCCCUCCCCCUCCCAGCACAUCAAGCGAAAGUUCCAGGAGCCCACUGGGGCCAAAGGGUGGCGUUGAGGUUCCUGAAGAUGCUGAGAGCCCAGCAGGGGCCCAGGAAGCAAGCAGACCCCCCGGAGCCAACCCGAGGGCACGGGAAGAAGCCCCAGAGCCUUCUGGUGGGGCGGAUCCUGGGCACUGGGGGGGACAGGAGUCCCAGGCCUUCCACGGCAAGCCUGAUCCGGAGGUGGAUGACGAUGUGGCCCCGAAGGCAACAGGCGGUGCAGACAGCAGAGCUCUUCCUGGUGCAGGCGCAGACGCAGGCGCAGACGGGCCACCCAGAAGGGCAGAAGGGCCUGGGCGCCCACCAGCAGAGGCAGGGAGGCAGGUGCUGGCCGAAACCCACGCAGCCCAUUCAGCUGCCGUGCUGCACAGAUUCCGUGAGGAGGAGGGCCCUGCCCUGGAUGGAGCUGCUGAGCGCACUGUUUCAGAAGGAGCCAUCGGGGAGCAGCCGGGGUCACAGAGCAAAUGUCCCGACAUCCUUCAGGGCGAGGGAGGCUCAGGAUCUGCGUUAGAAUCUGAGAAUCCAGCUUUCGCAGCAAGGCCCGCUGCAGAGGUUGUACCCGAGGCCCAGGAGAGCGCUCCAGAAACCACGCUGACGGGCAGCUGUGACAGGGAGGGCUUGCCGACCGCACCCCUGGGCCAACCCCGUGGGCUGGGGUGCGGUGCAGCUGGACAGGAAGUUCAUGCUGAUGGGCCACCUCCCCAGGAUGGGGAGAACCCGACAGUGGCCCCUGGACUCACCACACUUGACCUGGAGCGAGAUGGGCAGGGAGAUCCAUCCGUCUCAGGCAACACCCAGACCACAGGGGCCACAUCGGAGAGGCCCCCGCAGUCUGCUAAAAGCCGUCUGGAGUCCUCCCAGUUGGACCCAGAAACUCCGAUCUCUGAUGUGCUCAAACAGAAGCCCCACCCGCCCGACAGUGGGAAAGAGACUUCUCCAGGUGAUGCAGGCUUCGAGAUGCCCCGUGUACCUGUACCUGUGGAACCUUGCAGGGCUGCGUGCUCACCUGCUCCCGGAGGACAGGAGCAGGCUUCUGGCUCAGACCCCCCACGUGAGCCCCCCGAGGGCAGUGUGUCUCAGGGUCCAAGUUCAUCUCCCAGGAAGGCAGAUCCAGAGAUUUCUCCUGCAGAGGACUCAGAGUCGGCCGCCCCCAUAGAACAGAAGCUGCUGGUGCAGGGGGCAGAUGAGCAAGAGGGAGCAGACAGAGGUCAGCCCUCAGGGGUCUCGCCUCCUGCAGAGCACGCCUUGGAAGACUCCAAUCUUGCAGGCGAUGUGAAUGGAAAGGAAUAUGACCAGGCUGGGCAGGGGCAGGACAAGCCCUGGCAGGACCUGGCCGAUGCUUCGAGAGCAGGCGGCCGGCAUGAAGAAGCACGUCCCGGGGAUGCGGGAGUCUCUGAAACUUCCUUGGCUUGGCCCGGGCUCCCAGGCUUGGGCGAGCCGGAGAUGGCAAGCAGCAGCGCUCAUGCACUUGACUCAGGGACCCUCCCAGGGGCAGCUCCCUGCUUGCCAGCCCCAGUGGCUGCCGGCCCCACUGUCACGCCCCCUCAGCCUGCGUGUGGUGAAACCCAGCAAGGCAGGCAGCAGCCAGUGCCGGCCCCAUGGCUAGAGAUGGAGCAGCUUCCGGGCUCCGUCACGGAGGCCGGAAAGUUACCUGGAGGUUUCUCAGCAAGCAGUGAAGGCGGGGCUGCCGAGAGAAGUGGGAAUGCUGAUGGAGACCCAGGGGUGCAGCGGGCUCCCCAGCACCCAGGAGAAGAUGCUGGCAAUGGCAGCUUCCUUCAGACUGACCCCUGCCUCACCCCCCAGGAGGGAGCAUCUACCUUGGCCCUCGGUGCGCCCUGCCAGGCUGAGCAGCCCACGCUCAGCUGCCAGGAUGCCUGGCUGCCAGCCGGAGAGCUGCGUGGGGCUCCCAGGAGUGCAGUGGAUACGCCCGCCCAGCAGGCUGUGCCCAACCCUGAGGGGCUCCUGCCGGGUGCGCCCCCUGUGGAGGCUGCUCCCGACACUCCUUACACUCCUUAUCUACAUAUCGAUGGUGCAGCCGCUGGGAAGGGAGCAGAAGAUGGCGGGGUGAAAGCUGCCUCCUGGGGGACCUGCCCCAGAACUCCUGCCGAAGUCGCCUGUCCCCCAGGGGGAUCCCUGCUUGCCGUGGACGACGCCAUCUCUGUGACACACUCUGCUGGCUCCUGCACCUCCCUCUUGCCACCAGGAGCUGCAGGUGAGGAAGUCUCUAACGUGCAACCCAGCAGCGAAAGCCCCGAAGCUGGAGCCACUGAGGCCCCCCUGGGUUCCGUGCCCUACCUGGACAGGCUGCUGCUUCCGGCCAAGGCUCAGCAGACAGCAGGGCAGGAGAGAACAGCGGCCGCUCCGGGUGUAGAUGCUGAGGCCAGUGAGACCCCAGCGUGUCCUGCCAGUGCAAGCGGGGCAGCGAGAGAGACGGAGGGCAGCGGGGAGAGGACAGGAGCCUCCCGCGACCUGAAGAGGAGCACGCCAGGUGGUGUGGACGUAAGCUCCAAGCAGAGCAGCGCCAUUGCCGGGCUCCCUGACUUCAGGGAGCACAUCACCAAGAUCUUUGAGCAGUCCGUGCUGGGCGUCCUGGCCUCCGAGCGGCCCCGGAGUGCACCUGCAGGAAAGCCAGGACCUGAGAAGUCUGCGCAGGGCAAGGACCCCACCAUGGCGCUCAGCCCAGAGAAGCUUCUAGAUGGGACUCAGGGUGUGGCCAUUCCCCCUCUGCCUGCACUUCCUGCUGGGUUCUACAUGGAGAAGAAGCAAGAGUUGGCUGAGGUUUCCCUUCUGGUUCCCCAGGAUCCAGCUCCAGACAAGCUGCUGGGUCUCAGGGUGCCGGCCUCUGAGCAGAACCUGCCAGGUGCUGGGGUGGGGGAGGUGACAACAGGUGUCCCACCCACAGCGAGGGGAAGCGAGGGGCCAGAGGGGGCUGGGGAAGCCCAGGCUCACUCCCAGUCAGGGAGCGAGGGGCAGGCUGCAGCCUCAGGCCCUUCCUCUCGUGGGACCUGUGCGGAGAGAGCUGCUGACUUGCAGGUGGCUCCCACGAGCCACAGAGAAGCCUUGGCUGUGGCCGAUAGACCUCCUUCCGGAGAGCAGCACCAGGAGACAGCUGCCCGUGACAGGCAGCACAGAGGAGACGGUCCCCAGGAGCCUGCUCGCCCAGAGGGUCCAGGCAACGUGCCCAGCUCCACACAUGCCCCGGACAUCUCUUCUCCCCGUGGGGACGUCCUGACUGGGCCUGAGGCCAGCGAUGAGGCCUGGACCCUGGACACACUUGGAGGUGAGAGGAGGCCUGGAGGUGCUGCCGGCAUCGCAGGAGGGCAGAAUGUCCCCGGGGAGCAGAGUGCCCCAGAGCCGCCAGCUGGGAAAGCGCUGGGCACUGCCUUGGAGCCUGGCAGAGUGGCAGGACCUGCUGCAGAAGCAGUGGGUGACAUCAUCUUGAGCCCAGGUGAGACACGGGCACGUGCCUCAGGUGACCUGCCCGAAACAGGUCCUACAGGGGUGCUCGCCAGGUCAGCUCCUGACACAGCUCUGCCAGGGAGCCGUCAAGACCCAGGCUUCCCUGAUUCAGUGCAACCCAUGGAGGAUGCAGCCACCUCGCCCGGGGGCAGCCCAGCCGGGCACCAGCAGGCUGAGGAGCAGCCGAGGCGUGAGCACCCCACUGCGGCCGGGGACAGGAAGGUGUGUGUCUCCUCACCUCCAGAACUUGGCAACAUGCAGGACCAGACGCUGCCACCCCUGGUUCCGGAAGAGCUCCAGGCUGCCAGCGCCUGCCCGGCUGCUGCCCGUGUGGACCUCGCUGCCCCGGCCUCAGGACUUGCAGCCUUGCCUUCCGCCCCAGCUGUCCACAGAGCAGAAGCCUCCGCUUCCUCCUGCCAGGACCUGGUCCAGGACGCAAGCAGGAGUUCUGACUCUGAAGAAGCAUUUGAGACCCCGGAGUCAACGACCCCCGUCAAAGCUCCACCAGCCCCGCCCCCGCCGCCCCCCGAAGUCAUCCCUGAACCUGAGGUCAGCGCACCACCGCCCCCGGAAGAACCAGGAUGCAGCUCUGAGACGACUUCCGUCGCCGACGGCCCCCGGCAUGACUCGGUGGAAGGCAGCCCUUUCCGUCCUCCCUCGCACUCCUUCUCGGCCGUCUUCGACGAAGACAAGCCGAUAGCCAGCAGCGGGACGUACAACUUGGACUUCGACAGCAUCGAGCUGGUCGACUCCUUUCAGAGCUCGGAGCCUCGCUCCCCAGACGCCAAGGCCCCGGAGUGCCCCGGGGGUUCGCGGAGGAAGUCCACGGACUCCGUGCCCGCCUGCAAGUCCUCACUGCCCCGCUCCCUCAGCCUGCAAGCUGGUGACUUCGAUGGCGCUUCCUGCGCGGCUGGUCCCGAGGCCGCGGCCCUCGCCCCAGAUGCCUAUGGCACGGGUUCCAGCAGUGCUUCCAGUACCCUUAAGCGAACUAAAAAGCCCAGGCCGCCAUCCUUGAAAAAGAAACAGACCACCAAGAAGCCCACGGAAACCCCCCCGGUGGAAGAGACGCAGCCGGAGCCUGCCGGCGAGGGUCCCGUCCUCGCCAAGGAGCAUGUAGCAUCUGAGACAAAAACGGAGCCAGCCAAGCCUGAGGGUUCCCGAUCAGCCUCGUCGGAGGAGAGCCCCCCGGAACCUGCCGCCUGCCCGCCGGACUGCGAGGGCGCGGAAGGAGCCAGCGCCCCGGCCUCGGCGGGCGGCAGAGUGCAGAACUCACCCACCGUGGGGAGGAAAGCCUUGCCUGCCAGCACGGCCCCCGAGGCGGCGGCCGUGACCCCCGCGGAGAGUGGGGGCGCAGGGGACUCCCCCGCCAGAGGGCUCUCGGUGAGGCUGGAGUUCGACUACUCUGAGGACAAGGGUGGUUGGGACAGCCAGGGUGACGGCACGCCUGCUAGCAAAAAGACAGGCAAAAAACCGGUCGCCAAGAUGCCCCUACGGAGGCCAAAGAUGAAAAAGACCCCCGAGAAACUCGACAACGCUCCUGCCUCACCCACCAGCUCCCCCGCCGAGCCCAGUGACAUCCCUAUGGCCAAAGGUACCUAUACCUUUGAUAUUGACAAGUGGGAUGACCCCAACUUUAACCCCUUUUCUUCCACCUCAAAAAUGCAGGAGUCUCCCAAACUGCCCCAACAGUCCUACACCUUUGACCCAGAGGCCUGUGAUGAGUCCGUGGACCCCUUUAAGGCGUCCUCUAAGACCCCCAGCUCCCCGUCUAAGUCCCCAGCCUCCUUUGAGAUCCCAGCCAGUGCCAUCGAAGCCGGUGCGAUGGACGGGGAUGGGCUCAACAAGCCCGCCAAGAAGAAGAAGACGCCCCUCAAGACGAUGGUUGAAGAUGUGAUGUCUGUGUGUUCUCUGUUUGACACAUUUAGGGUGAAAAAGUCACCAAAGCGGUCUCCUCUCUCUGACCCACCUUCUCAGGACCCCACUCCGGCUGCGACGCCGGAGACACCGCCGGUCAUCUCUGCCGUGGUCCACGCCACAGACGAGGAGAAGCUGGCGGUCACCAACCAGAAGUGGACAUGUAUGACGGUGGACCUGGAGGCCGACAAGCAGGAUUUCCCGCAGCCCUCGGACCUGUCCACCUUCGUCAACGAGACCAAGUUCAGUUCCCCCACAGAGGAGUUGGAUUACAGAAACUCCUAUGAAAUCGAAUACAUGGAAAAAAUCGGCACCUCCUUACCUCAGGACGACGACGCCCCGAAGAAGCAGGCCUUGUACCUCAUGUUUGACACUUCUCAGGAGAGCCCCGUCAAGUCUCCUCCUGCCCGCGUGUCGGACUCGCCGACGCCGUGUUCAGGGUCAAGUUUCGAGGAGACCGAAGCCCUUGUGAACACCGCGGCAAAGAUCCAGCAUCCUGUCACACGCGGGCUGGCCCCCAGCCAAGAGCCACCCAUGCAAGCGCCCGAGAAACCCUCCCAGAAGGAGCUGGAGGCCAUGGCCUUGGGCACCCCUGCAGAGGCGGAUGAGAUUACAGCUCCCGAUGCUGCCUUUGCCUCUGCUGACGCCCUGCUCAGCAGGCUGGCCCAUCCCACCUCUCUCUGCGGCCCGCUUGACUGUCUGGAGCCCGACUUAGCAGAAAAGAACCCCCCAGUAUUUGCUCAGAAGCUACAGGAGGAGUUAGAGUUUGCCAUCAUGCGGAUAGAAGCGCUGAAGCUGGCCAGGCAGAUCGCCCUGGCUUCCCGCAGCCGCCAGGACGCCAAGCGGGAGGCUGCUCACCCCACAGACGUCUCCAUCUCCAAGACAGCCUUGUACUCCCGCAUCGGGGCCUCGGAUGUGGACAAACCUGCAGGCCUUCUGUUCCGGCAGCCGGACCUGGACGCGGCGCUGCAGAUGGCCAGAGCAGAGAUCAUAACCAAGGAGAGAGAGGUCUCCGAGUGGAAAGACAAAUACGAAGAGAGCAGGCGAGAAGUGCUGGAGAUGAGGAAGAUCGUGGCCGAGUACGAGAAGACCAUCGCGCAGAUGAUCGAGGACGAACAGAGGGAGAAGUCGGUCUCCCACCAGACGGUGCAGCAGCUGGUCCUGGAGAAGGAGCAGGCGCUGGCCGACCUGAACUCGGUGGAGAAGUCUCUGGCCGACCUUUUCAGGAGAUACGAGAAGAUGAAGGAGGUCCUGGAAGGUUUCCGCAAGAAUGAGGAGGUACUGAAGAAGUGUGCACAGGAGUACCUGUCCCGCGUGAAGAAGGAGGAGCAGAGGUACCAGGCCCUGAAGGUGCACGCAGAGGAGAAGCUGGACAGGGCCAACGCUGAGAUCGCCCAGGUCCGAGGCAAGGCCCAGCAGGAGCAGGCCGCCUACCAGGCCAGCCUGCGGAAGGAGCAGCUGCGCGUGGACGCACUGGAGAGGACGCUGGAGCAGAAGAACAAAGAGAUUGAAGAACUCACCAAGAUUUGUGAUGAACUGAUCGCCAAAAUGGGGAAGAGCUAACUUUCAACCAAAUGUUUGGACUUGACCGUUGCGUGCAAUAUGACCGUCGGCACACUGCCGUCUUCCAGUCACGUGGGAGGGUGGCUUUCACUUUUUUGUAUGCACUACUGUGUUUCCUUUCUAAAUAAAGUUGAUUUGAUUGUAUGCAGUACUAGGGAGACGAUCGGAAGUUCUUGCUAUUGGUUUGCAUUUUCCUAGACUCAUUCAUAGCAAGGUGACCUCAGAGUUCCUGUAUCAGGGAGAUUGUCUGAUUCUCUAGUAAAAGACACAUUUUGACUCUGGCUUUGCCCUUUGUAUCCAGGUUCCCAGGGUGAGCCCUUUUGGACUUCGUAUGACAUGUACAGCGUGCAUAGGGACUCUUGCCUUAAGGAGUUAAACUUGAUCUGCAUUUGUUGAUUUGUUUUAAAAAAAUGCAUGUUUCAAAUAAAAUUCUCUAUUGUAAAUAAAUUUUUUUCUUUGGAUCUUGGCAACAA